AUGGCAACAUUUAGAGCUUCUUCAUCAAACACAUGGAUCAACACCAAAUCUUCUUCAUCAAUCCAUAAUUUGAGUUCAAAGGGAAAUUCAAGUUCAAGUUCAAUCUCUUUAAAGAAGAAAAGAUCCACCUCCAAAAACACAAUCUCAUGUUCGCUACAAACGACACUCCCUUUCCCAAAAAAGUACCAACCUCAAUCCACAAAUACUACAACAACAACGUUAAUCCCCACAAAAGAAACAAAACCCAAUUUACCCUCCAACACAAAACCAUUACCCAAACAAGAAAACCAAUGGAACCUUCUACAACAAGCCGCAGCCACCGCCCUCGACUUCGUCGAAACAACGUUAAUCAAACAAGAAAGCAAACACCCCCUCCCCAAAACCUCCGACCCACGUGUCCAAAUUGCCGGCAACUUCGCCCCAGUACCGGAACAUCCGGUAACCCAAAAUCUCCCUAUUACAGGCAAAAUCCCAAAAUGCAUUGACGGCGUUUACCUCCGUAACGGCGCAAACCCACUACACGAGCCGGUUGCCGGUCACCACUUCUUCGACGGAGACGGUAUGGUCCACGCCGUUAAAUUCACUAACGGCUCCGUCAGCUACUCCUGCCGCUUCACCGAAACCCACCGUUUGGCCCAAGAAAAAGCCCUGGGCCGGCCCGUUUUCCCUAAAGCCAUAGGUGAACUUCACGGACAUUCCGGUAUAGCCCGUCUCAUGCUAUACUACGCACGUAGCCUCUGUGGGCUCGUCGACGGUACCCACGGAAUGGGCGUCGCAAACGCCGGUUUGGUUUAUUUCAAUAACCGUCUGUUAGCCAUGUCCGAAGAUGACAUCCCUUAUCACGUUCGCGUCAAACCUAACGGAGACUUAACGACCGUUUGCCGUUACGAUUUCAACAACCAACUCAAAUCAACAAUGAUUGCACAUCCAAAAGUUGAUCCUGUUGAUAAAAAUCUCUACGCUCUAAGCUACGACGUCGUUCAAAAGCCUUAUUUGAAAUACUUCCGUUUCAAUUCUAACGGCGUUAAAUCACCGGACGUUGAGAUUCCGUUAGCCGAGCCAACCAUGAUGCAUGAUUUCGCUAUAACUGAGAAUUUCGUGGUUGUUCCCGAUCAACAAGUUGUGUUCAAAUUAGGCGAGAUGAUUCGCGGAGGCUCACCCGUAGUUUACGACAAAGAGAAGGUUUCGCGAUUCGGUGUUCUGUCGAAGAAUGCCGAAAAUGCUUCAGAGAUGAAAUGGAUUGACGCACCAGAGUGCUUCUGUUUUCAUCUCUGGAAUGCUUGGGAGGAGCCUGAAAAUGAUGAAGUUGUUGUUAUUGGAUCAUGCAUGACACCGGCGGAUUCGAUUUUCAACGAAUGCGACGAGAGUUUGAAGAGUGUUUUAUCGGAGAUUCGAUUGAAUUUGAAAACAGGGAAAUCAACCAGAAGAGCCAUUAUCCAAGAAUCGAAACACAUGAAUUUGGAAGCUGGAAUGGUGAACAAGAACAAACUUGGUAGAAAAACACAGUUUGCUUAUCUCGCUCUUGCCGAGCCAUGGCCUAAAGUUUCCGGCUUCGCGAAAGUUGAUCUUUUCAGCGGGGAGGUGAAGAAGUAUCUUUACGGCGAAAACAGAUUCGGCGGGGAGCCUCUGUUUUUGCCUAAUGAGAAUUCUGAGAAUGAAGAUGAUGGUUAUAUUUUGACAUUUGUUCAUGAUGAAAAGGAAUGGAAAUCGGAGAUUCAGAUUGUGAAUGCUAUGAAUUUGAAGAUAGAAGCAUCUAUUCCGCUUCCGUCUCGAGUUCCUUACGGGUUCCAUGGAACUUUCAUACAUUCAAAAGAGUUGGAGAAACAAGAGUGA
Lathyrus sativus (Indian pea) is the source of this 1833-nucleotide messenger RNA. The record is from the annotation of a GenBank genome assembly. Lineage: Eukaryota; Viridiplantae; Streptophyta; Magnoliopsida; Fabales; Fabaceae.